This is a messenger RNA of Hyposmocoma kahamanoa, 2115 nucleotides long. Its product is annotated as ancient ubiquitous protein 1-like. Gene Ontology annotation, molecular function: protein binding. The record is from RefSeq and is a predicted model, not a curated record. Gene Ontology annotation, cellular component: membrane. Lineage: Eukaryota; Metazoa; Arthropoda; Insecta; Lepidoptera; Cosmopterigidae. Bases 1 to 1140 code for a protein of 379 amino acids. The transcript is spliced from 9 exons.
AUGGCUCUUACUGUGGACAAAUUGAUAAACGACGACAGGUUUUGUGGCGACAAUGUAUUCCAGUUUGUUGCGUUUUUACCCUUCGCUCUAUUGCUGCUUGUGGCGAGAGUGUUCCUGGCUCUUUUUCUGUGGAUCGCGUCUAUCAUACUGCCCAAUAAAUCAGCUGUUCGGCAGAUGUUAUCGACUUUGGCAUGUUGGACCUUUGGUGUGUAUGUGAAGACGAAAGGUACUAGAGACCCGCGCUGUAGUGUGAUGGUAGCAAAUUACGUGUCCUGUCUGGACUCUUUGGCGGCGUCACACGUUCUCGGAACCAUUAGUCUCAGAAAAUGGAAAGUGCCGCCAUUUUUUGCGUCCACUUUGGGCAUUCGGAAUGCUGCGCAAUUUGUAAGGAAACAACAUUUUGCUGAUUGCCCCAACAAACCAGUACUUUUGCAGCCAGAAGGAGGCCCUACGAACGGCAAGGGCCUGCUUAAGUUCACGGACUGGCCCUUCCAGAUCGGAAACAGGGUGCAGCCUGUUGCUAUUACCGUAGAGCGCCUCUUCACAAACGUGACAGUGCACCGUCAAUCAGACGCUCGUGACAAAUUCCCCUGGUCAGACGCGCUCUGGUUCCUGUGCACACCUGUCACAGUGUUCCAGCUGCGUCUGCUGCCUCCACUCGAGAGGCUUGAUGACGACGACAAUGUCUUCGCAGCGAGACUCAGGCAGACGCUCGCUGAAGCGCUUGAGGUGGAGAUGACGGAGUUCAAGUGGGAGGAGUUGAACCGCGGUUCAACGGCUACCCGUCGCGAGCCACCUGCGGAACUGGUCAGGCUGGCCAGGCAGGUCAAGGAGGUGCUGCCCAGGGUGCCUAUGAGGGACAUUAUGAGGGAUUUGUCCGUGACGCGCAGCGUGGACGUGACCAUCACGAACUUCCUGGAGGGCGUCACGCCCUUCACGCCGGAGCCCUCGGACGCGCCCACGCCCAGCACGUCGCAGGCGCAGCCCAGGUACGUAACGCCAGUGCCUACAGGCGUAUUCCCGAAGAGUGCGAAGGAGCGACAGCUCAGCUUCCAGGAGAAGAAAGCCCAGAUGAUCGCAGACGCGAGAAAGAGGUACAUCGAGAGGCACGGCCUCAGCCUCGCGCUCAACAACUGCUAAACCACAAAUUGAUCGAUACGUCGCUUUGGUUUUUAUAGAGGUGGUUACUUGGUAAAAUUGAUCUUGCGUGCAUAUGAAUGUUUACCAGUGGUGGGUAGAAACAAUGGACCUCCACCAGCCGUUGACUGUUAUUGACGUCAUUUUACUCAUUAGGUAACGCACUUUUGGUAUCAGUUUGAAGAUUUUUGACAUCUCAUAUAUUCAUGGAAUAAUCGCCUAGGCACACUUAACGAUUACACCCUGUAUAUAAAAUGGAAAAGUAAUAAUGAAUAUCUUAGUGAAAGGUAUUUUUGAAUUCAAUAUAUAUGUCGUCCGUUUGUGUACGCACGCGACGAACCAAACUUAUGGCCGUGUGGAACAAACCUUACUACUUCCACUUGUCCAGUCCAACAUCUUGAUUAUACAGAUGCGUGCCGUACUUGGUUAUAAUAGUAUCUAUUUGUCCCAGUGCUUUCUCUAAUUUUUGAUCUCACUUUCAUUCACGCGAUUAAGGUUGUAUAUUCUCUUGGUGAGUUCGUAAGGUAAUUGACCAAUUUAGGGUUGACUCUUGACAAAAACAGGUGUGUUUGUCGUCCGGGUCAAGUUACUUUGGUCCGAUAUUUGGAAUCGGCAGACUUAGUUUAUUAGUCUGCACUUAUUGUAUGAAUGUCUCGAGCUGUCACCACGUGAUUGGUAACAAAAAGUUAUUGUGUGCGCUUAACCUAAGACUCAACAAUAAUUGAGUAGUCAGUUUAACCAAGUAACCAUUUAUCUCGCAGACACAGCACAUAAUUUUGGAAUUUGAGUAACUUUUAGUAACUUUGAUUUUCAAAAUUAUGUUUUUCAGAUUAUUAAUUUUAGGCGCGGUGUAACUGUUUGAAUUCUAUGGAGAAAUAAAAUUGAUAUAUGCAAUCGAACAAUAAUAGACUAAAGACAGUUCGAGUAAGCAUAAUAUAAAAAUAUGCAUUCGUUUGCCGUCAUAAUCGUAUAUUAGAU